Messenger RNA from Oreochromis niloticus (Nile tilapia), 2101 nucleotides. It is a transcript of the gene aqp10a, whose product is annotated as aquaporin 10a. The record is from RefSeq and is a predicted model, not a curated record. Gene Ontology annotation, molecular function: water channel activity; urea transmembrane transporter activity; glycerol channel activity. NCBI's taxonomy places the organism in Eukaryota, Metazoa, Chordata, Actinopteri, Cichliformes, Cichlidae. The transcript is spliced from 6 exons. Gene Ontology annotation, cellular component: basolateral plasma membrane; plasma membrane. Gene Ontology annotation, biological process: water transport; glycerol transmembrane transport. The coding region runs from base 101 to 994 and encodes 297 amino acids.
UAAAGGGUAGGGGGGCGGUGGGAUACAGUGACAGAAGCAUUCAGUUGCCACUGUGCUCAGCGGGGUGAGACAAGAGGAGGCCUUUCAUUUUACUCCAGCUAUGUUGAAGCUACGUGGAAUGACGGUGAGGUGUCCCCUCGUGAGAGAGUGCAUGGCCGAAUUCUUGGGAACUUUCGUCUUAAUGCUCUUUGGCUGCGCUGCUGCUGCACAAGUAAAGACCAGCAAUGAGACUAAAGGCCAGUUUCUGUCUGGCAACAUGGCCUUCUCUGUGGGUGUUAUGUCAGCCAUGUAUCUCACCAAGGGCAUCUCAGGUGCCCAUCUGAACCCAGCGGUGACCCUGAGUUUCUGUGUUUUGGGGAAGGUGUCCUGGUCGAGGCUCGUGCCCUAUUCCCUCUCCCAGGUGGUGGGGGCUUUCGUGGCGUCGGGGGUUGUCUAUCUGGUCUACUACGAUGCUAUAAUGACUUUUAGUGGAGGAGUGUUGACUGUAUACGGCAGAAAUGAGACUGCCUCGAUAUUUGCCACAUACCCCUCUGACUACCUUUCUGUGGGCAGAAGUUUCUUUGACCAAGUAGUGGGCACCAGCAUGUUGCUGUUGUGUAUCCUGGGUUUGGAGGAAAAGAGGAACACCCCCGCUCCCUCUGAGCUGGUUCCUGUUGUAGUGGCAGGUGUCGUUCUGGGGAUCUCCAUUUCAAUGUCGGCUAACUGUGGUGCUGCCAUAAAUCCUGCUCGGGACCUGGGGCCUCGCCUCUUUACCCUAGCUGCAGGCUGGGGGACUGAGGUCUUCACGUGUUACAACUACUGGUUCUGGGUACCAGUGGUGGCUCCGCUUGUUGGAGGCGUUUUCGGUAGUUUGAUGUAUCUCAUCUUUAUCGACUGGCAGCUGCCUGACCCAGACCAACUUGAGAGGAUUUCCACCAUCAGUGAAAAACUUGCAAAAAAGCAGCCGGUCACCACAUUGGAAAAAGGAGAUGAGUUAAAGGCUAUGCAUUUUUAAACUUUAACACUGAAACUAAUGUGAACCUCUGAGCUUAUCCAGUGUUAAGUCUCAGAUGCUUUGUGAUCUGCUGUUAGGGGGGAAAAAAGAAAAAGGAAUAUCUUCUUUCAAAUGAUGUAGCUGUUUGCUCCCUAAACACAGCCAGCAGAGAUGUGUGUCAGUCAUAAGAUAAAGUUGUUUGUUUACAAUGAAAUGUGUGUUUAGUAUAAUAAUCACCGUGUGUCCUUUGUCACUUUGUAGCUGAGAAAACUGCUAGCAUGUUCACCUCUUUGUAAAUCAGAUAUAGAGGAGUAUGUAGAUUUAAACAGUGAAACUCAUCUUAGUCCAGUGGCUGGUCUAUCUUACUCCCCUCUGUUGUUUUAACACAGUCACAUUCUGGCAUUUUAGCCUGCAAAUGUUUCACAUUUAUACACAACAACCCAGAAAAUUCAUGCUUAGCUAUGACUUAAUAUUUGUGAAAAGGUUUUACUUUUCACAAUUAUUUUACUAUUAAUUUUUUAUUACCGUUCUUGUUUUAUUGUUUAACUCAGUGGUGUUAACAGACCUCAUGUCUUUUUUCCCCUUGAUGAUAAUUGCACAUUUUAUACAUCAGUCUGUCAAGAGAUGUAGUAUUUGAGGGACACUGCAGAUGAGUUUUUUCAGUGUUUUGGGAGUUUCUGUGAACUCAGAAAGGAUAGAUAUACACACAAAAUAUAAAGCUUUUAAAUAUAUAUACAUUAUUUCAUGUAGAUUGAAUAGAGACUAAUUUGUUCAAACUCCUGAGGGAUCUGGAGAUUAGAGGAAAAAGCAGGAGCAACCUUCGUGGUCUGUGGUAGACUGCUUCGCCAUUAUAGUGUGUGUGAAAGCCAGUAUCUAGAUUCUAAUCUAAAGAUAAGUGUGGAUUUUCCACUCUUGAUCCAGUGUUUCACUUUGUUCUGUUGUGUAUUAAUUAUGCCACCUCAGUGUUUUGUUUUGUUUUGUUUGUUUGUUUUUUUGCUUAUGGCAUUAAAAUCAACACCCAUUUCCAAAAAACGUUGGGAUUCUGUGCAAAAUGAAGAGUGCAGUGAUUUGUAAAUCUCGUAACGAGUGCCACCUGGCAGUUUGCUGUUCUCUGCUGUGUGAUUGGCA